Molecule: messenger RNA, 135 nt
Organism: Funneliformis caledonium
Lineage: Eukaryota; Fungi; Glomeromycota; Glomeromycetes; Glomerales; Glomeraceae
Source: the annotation of a GenBank genome assembly
AUGUUAGAAGAGCUUAAAGCUGAAAAAAAGAAUUUAAAGAAAUUGAAGAAAGAUGAUAAUGUUAAAAAUAGUACUUAUAAAUAUGAAUCUUUUGUUCUUAUAAAUAAGAGAGCGGAUCUUUCAUUCUUCAGAUAG